This is a messenger RNA of Closterium sp. NIES-67, 3789 nucleotides long. Lineage: Eukaryota; Viridiplantae; Streptophyta; Zygnematophyceae; Desmidiales; Closteriaceae. The record is from the annotation of a GenBank genome assembly.
GUGCUUGACUCGCGUCGCUGCCUCUCCCCCCUGCAGCACUGUUCUGACCCGCCAUGCGUUAUCCGUGGUGUUUGACUCGCUCACCGAGCUCUUCUCGUAUCUCACUCUCCAUCACUCCGACAUUACUCUGCGGGAUAGAGCCAGGUUUUUCCUCCGCCUCGUAACCUCAGCUCCAGGCCACAUCAUUCGCCACCUCCUCCUAACCUCCUCCUCCCCAUCCCUCCCAUCAGCUCCCGGCCGCCCCCCUGCCUCUGCACCUGCUGCCGCUACUGCUCUGCCUGCUGUCACUGCUGCUGCAGCAUUUCCUGCUCCCCUGUUCCCAUCUCCCUUGUUUCACCCCCACCCCGCUGGCAUGAAUGCCCCUGAUGGUGCUGCUGCUGGCGCCUUCUUUUCCCUCGCCUCCUCCUCUGCUGCUGCAGCUGCUGGUGCCUCUGCCCCCGAAAUUGCUGCUGCUUCAGCAGCAGCAAGAGCAACAGCAGCAGGAGGAGGAGGUACAGCAACGAGAGCAGGAGCAGCACCAACAGCAGCGGCAGCGGCAGCAGCAGCAGCAGACAGACUGUUAGCAGACACAGCAGAGGGACCGCCCUCCCAGCCUCAGUCAGCGAGCAUGGCGGAUGCAGCAGCCUUUGCAGAGAUAGCAGCAGUCAUCAGCUCGCCCUCCUCCUCCCUCUCCUCCUCCGCCCUCAAGGCUGUUGUCGCUGCUGCCGCCGCUGCCGCUCGUGCUGCUGCUGCUUCCGAUGCUGCCGCUGCCGCCGCCGCUGCUGCUGCUGCUGCAGGUGCGAGUGGUGCGGAUCGUAGUGUGGCUGGCAAGGGGGGUCAAGGGACGAUGGGUAUCUUUUCAGCCAUAGGGGGGCUGCUGGCGCCAACAGGCAACCCCUUAGCGCCUGUUCCUGCUGCUGCUCCUGUUUCUAUUGCCGCAGCUGCUGCUUCUGCUGCUGCUGCUGCUGCUGCUGCUGCGUCUACUUCUGCAGCGGAAGGUUCAGAGAACAAGCCACGCGAAGGGGCUGCUGCUGCAUCGUCGACGCCAUCAUCAGCAUCAUCAGCCAUCUCUUCUGCUGCUCCCGCCCUUCCCCUGGCCACUGCAACCACGUCCCUCCCCUCUUCCCAUCUUGCUCCCAUCUCCACUUCUGUGCCUAAGUUGACACCAAAAACCAUCACCACCACCACCACCACCACCACCACCACCACCACCACCUCCACCACUGCUACCACUUCUACCUCUUCCACCUCAUGCUCAUCCCUUGCCGCCCUUCCAUUGGAUCCCAUUCACCCCCGCCCGCCGCCCAAAGGCCCAGUGCAGCUAAAUCGCGUGCUACAGGCCAAACGGCGCCGACCACCGGCUGUUCCAGAUUCGUGGGAGCUCGUCCUUUUCCCCUCAGAUGCGGACAAAAAGGGUGCGGGAGGGGAGUGGGUGCAGGGUAGGGGAGGGGAAGGGGGGGAGGGUGGGGAGAGGGAUAGCAACGAGGGGGGGGAUGGAGAAGAGGGGAGAAGGGAAGAGGUGGGGGAAGGAGGAGAAGGAGGAGAAGGAAGUGCUAAUGUGCACUAUGGUGGUAUUUACAAUGGUUUUAGGGCUGAUGCUGCUGCUGCUGCUGCUGCUGGUGAGCGUGACCGUGCUUCAGCUACUGUCGCAAUCGUUGUUGCUAGUUCAAGCAGCAAUGGGGCUAAGUGUCGCGCUUUGUCAACUAAGUUCCAGUCAAUAGAAUCGCCGUUGCCGCAGCAGCAGCAGCAGCAGCAGAGUCCCAGUCAGUCUCAUAGGUCUUCUUGGUAUGGGUCGCAGAAUCAGCAGGCCCUUGCCUUGCUGGACAAGCGCACUGCUGAGCUGGCAUCCAUUCUGGAUGAAUACUUUGCCAGGUUGGCAAGGAGACAGCCGGGCGGUGCCGGCUCGGCAACAAUCAUACGUGCAGUUACCAGUAAGGAAGGUGACAAAAGCGAGGUUGACAUUAUAGGGUACGAGGAGGCUGAGGGGUUCUGGGUGCGGGUGCCGUGUAUGCUUCAGCUGCUGCCAACUGCUCGAGAGGAGCUUGCCUUCGAUUUAAGCACACUGGGCCAGAGUGUUGCUGGUAUUGGUGGUGGUGUGAGUGGUGGGAUGGGUGGUGGUGCUGCUUCGUCGGCUAUUGAUAUGAUAAUGGGUGCGGUGGUGGGGGUAUUUGCUGUUGAACUGAGUUUCCGAGCCUCGGUGUUUACCGGACCUAUUGAGCCGUGCCUGAUUCCGUGCCUCAUGAUGGCCCGGGACGAGGGGGAAAUGGGGGAGGAGGAGGAAGAGGUGUGGGAAGAGGAGGAGGAAUGGGACGAAGAGGAGGAGGUGGAUGAUGAUGAUUACAAGGAAGGGGAGGAGGAGGAGGAGGGCGGAACGGAGGAAGGGAGCAGUUUUAAUAACGACAUGAGCAUUAUCGUUUUCAGUCAGGGUGAAAAGCCGUCAACUGGGGAAAUAGAACCAUUGGAGCGAGGGAGCGAAGACGGGGAGGAGGAAACGGAAGGAGACGACAGCUACACGGAAGAAAGAAGCACCGGGGUUUUCACCACAACCCCCUCUUCUUCGCACCACCAAGCAGUCACUGAUCUUACACCCUUCGACAUCGAGUUUUCGCCCCAUUGGCCGGCGCCCAUCCUCGUGGCGGUAACAGUAACGUUCACGAGUCAGGACGGGCGCACGCUCACUGGUGAGCUGGCGAGCAUUCCCAUCGGCAUCGAGGAUUUCUUCAUGCCCGCUCCCUGGCCGUUCGCUAGGGGGGGGGCGGGAGAGGGGUGGGGAAGGGGAGGGGGAGGACAGGGAGAGAGAGGAGUGGCAGUGGAGGUGGUGGAGAUGGGGUUGAUGGCGGUGGCGGUGGCGGUGGUGGUGGGGAGGGGAGAGGGGGUAAAGACGAUGCGGAGCUGGGGUUGUUCGAUGCUCUGUGGGAGCUGCUGGGUGGCGAGUUGAGGGGUCUUUCAGGCAGGAAGGGAGGUGUGGAGCAGGAAGAUUCCAGUGGAGGGGGAGCAGAUGGAGUGGGUGAGGUGAUGGGGAGUAGAGUGGAUGGAAUCACUGUGGGGAAUGGAGGAGCUGUGGCCUUUGAUGGCAGGGGCAUGCCUGCAGCACGGCCUGAGUCGGUCCGCACUGUAGGGGUUCCGCUGGAGGUGGUGAUUGGAGCAGUGGAGCAGCAUUUGGGCCGGUUUGUCAUUGGUGUGGAGGGGAGGGACUUGCGGCGAUGGCUGGGGGAGAGGCUGAGGCAUGUGACUGGUGAUGGUAGUGAAAUUCAUGAGUGUGGCGGUGCUUCUGUGAGCAGCAAACGCACUGUGAGGACAUGGCAACGUGUUUUAGGCACAACUUUUGCAGACGGUAGUGGGGCAGACAGUGCUCGUAGUGCUGCAGCUGAAAUGGGUGAUGUUGACAGGUCAGAUGUGCGGCUGGCGGCCGUUGGGAGCACCAGUGGAGCCAACCAGCAAGCUGCAGAGGCCGAUUCUGAAGCUCGGAUCCUGGGCUGCGUGCAAGUGCUCAUUUUCAUUCCACCACGGUUCCACGUGGUCAUGCGCCUUGAGGUUGGAGCGUCAUCGACCUUAGUCAGGUUCCGAACUGAUUACUGGCCAUGUCUCGUGCACGUUGAUGAGUAUCUAGAGACCAUUCUGCCCUCUCCAGUGUCAAUUGGGGGCACAGAUAGGCAGGCCGUUGUAUAGUCUUCAUGCUAGCAUUUGUGUUCUUCUCACAUGCAUUGACAGGGCAGAGCAUGAUUGAGUACUCAGCUCUCCAGACAGUGAAGUCAAACUUGUAUUGGCACAUAGCAUGGCAUGCUGUAACAACGAGUUGAAUUCCACCUU